This is a messenger RNA of Wyeomyia smithii (pitcher-plant mosquito), 1687 nucleotides long. Its product is annotated as putative serine protease K12H4.7. The transcript has 4 exons. Gene Ontology annotation, molecular function: dipeptidyl-peptidase activity; serine-type exopeptidase activity. Bases 102 to 1607 code for a protein of 501 amino acids. Gene Ontology annotation, biological process: proteolysis. The record is from RefSeq and is a predicted model, not a curated record. Lineage: Eukaryota; Metazoa; Arthropoda; Insecta; Diptera; Culicidae.
UACUUUCCGGUUCUCGUCGAAGGUUGCAGUGAGUGAAAUUUAGAAGUUAAGUGUAAAAUUGUCAUAUGUUCUAGAAAGCUAGACAGACGCACCCCGAAGCUAUGAGAGCGACUGUCGUCAUUACCCUGGCGCUGCUGACCGCCAUGGCCGGCGCCCUACCUCGAACGAGGGAGGGAACUAAACGCCGAACACUGGUGGAUGAAAUAAUUGCGAAACGGGCUACCAAAGCAUCCACCCCCGCUACAGCGGACACCCCGAACAAGCAGGUCGUAAUUGAAAAUUUCUUCACCACCCAGGUGGACCACUUUAACCCACAGGAUUCGGAGGAAUGGACGCUGCGAUAUUUUUCCGCCUCCGAUCACUACCUGCCGGGGGGUCCGAUUCUGAUUUUCCUAGGCGGUCACACACCGAUUGUCCCUUCGAUGAUUGACGAGACCUCGCUGAUCUACGAAAUGGCUAGGGAGAUGAAUGGUGUGGUGUAUGCUUUUGAGACUCGCUUUUUCGGUGAAAGUAGAAUUACUAGCGACUUGAGUACGGCGAACCUUCGUUUGCUGAACACCGACCAGAUCUUGGCGGAUCUUGCUGAGUUCGUCGCCUACUUGCGGCGCGAUGUUAUACAGAAUGAAUUCGCUCAUGUUAUGGUGUCCGGUAUGGGAUACGGAGGAGCCUUGGCGGUGUGGUUCCGAGUUCGCUAUCCGCAUCUGGCCGAUGCCGCAUGGUCUUCCAGUGGCACUCAGAAUGCGAUUUUGGACUUCCAGGAGUUCACAGAAUCCUGGGGUGACACGCUGAUCGAGUUCGGUAGCCAGACUUGCUACAACGACAUCUUCGUGGCUUUCCACGUGAUGCAGAAUUUGAUCGACUCCGGUUUGGCGGACAUGGUUUCGGAGAGGUUCAACAUCUGCUCGGAUAUCAACGCGGACGAUCGUAUCCAAGUGAUGUACUUCUUCCAGGUGAUGAUGCAAGCGAUAGAGAUGCACACUUUGGCUAAUCAAAAUGUUACCGACUUUGAAGAAGUUUGCAACGAUAUAACCGGUGGAACCGAAUCGGCUUUGGAUGCAUUUGCCAACUGGUUCAACACUAAGUUCGCAGUUGACGUUGGUUGCGUUGUAGUCGAUCUGGACGAGGCAGUGGAAGUUUUCAGUCAAGCGGAUUGGGAUUCAGCCCUCAAUCAGUUGGGAAUUCGUCAGCGAAUGUAUCAAGCCUGUACGGAGUUCGGAUGGUUCUUUACGACCGACUCGGACCAGCAACCGUUCGGAAGCCGGGUUCAGUUGGAAAUAUACACCGAAACUUGCACCCGGAUUUUCGGUGACUGGCAAAGCUUCGAGUCCAUUUAUUAUGGUGUUCGCCGGGCCAACAAUCGUUAUGGAGCCAACAGUCCUGCAACCUCUCAGGUGCAUCUAACGAACGGUGCGGCCGAUCCGUGGCGCCGAGCUAGCAUUACCAAUGAUCUAAAUCCGUUUGCGUUGGCCGAUAUUAUUCCCGGAGCGCUUGGAGGUGCUGAUUUGCCAGCUAUUUCGGAGAAUGAUUCCGAAGAAUUGCAAGAGAUCAAGCGUAGAAUCAAGGCUCUAAUGAGCAGAUACCUGUUUCCCGUCGAUCCAAGAAGUUAAACAGCAGCUACGAAGGAGACUUCUGUUUCUGUUCAAGUAAUAGCAUUUUUGAUUGAAUAAAACGAUUCGUUCUCUCCAAA